GGAGCUACUUCUCUGAUACAGAGCUGAAAACUCUCAACUUCAGACUGAACUCUCAACAGCAGUUUCUAAUUAGGUACGGAAUUGCAAACACUCUGGAGAAGAUGUUGGUGUUAAACUGUUCUACCAAAUUACUGACACUGGAGAAAAUGUUGAAGAGUUGCUUUCCUGAAUCACUCAAGGUUUAUGGAGCAGUGAUGAACAUAAAUCGUGGGAAUCCCUUUCAAAAGGAAGUAGUACUGGAUUCAUGGCCAGACUUCAAAGCUGUCAUCACUCGACGACAAAGAGAGGCUGAAAUAGAUAACCUUGACCAUUAUACUAAUGCCUAUGCUGUGUUCUACAAAGAUGUCAGGGCUUACCAACAGCUAUUGGAGGAACGUGAUGUUAUUAACUGGGACCAAGUUUUUCAAAUACAAGGGCUGCAGAGUGACUUAUAUGAUGUUUCCAAAGUUGUUGCCAACUCAAAGCAGUUGAACAUAAAGCUAACUUCCUUCAAGGCCGUUCAUUUUUCUCCUGUUUCAACUCUUCCAGACACCAGUCUCCUAAAGGGGUCAUCCCCACAACUAACCUACCUGAGUGUUGUUGAUGCCGAUCUACUCAACCAGACGUGGUCUCGGGGCGGCAAUGAACAAUGUCUCCGAUACAUUGCCAACCUCAUCUCCUGCUUCCCUAGUGUGUGUCUUCGUGAUGACAAGGGAAAGCCCGUCUCCUGGGCUAUCACAGACCAGUUUGCUACCAUGUGCCAUGGCUAUACCCUGCCAGAGCAUCGCAGGAAAGGUUACAGCCGGCUGGUGAGCCUCACACUGGCAAGGAAGUUACAGAGCCGGGGAUUCCCCUCUCAGGGAAAUGUCCUGGAUGACAAUACGGUAUCUAUAAGCCUCCUGAAGAGUCUCCAUGCUCAGUUCUUGCCUUGUCGUUUCCAUAGGAUUAUUCUUACCCCUGUGACUUCCUCUGGCCAGCCUCACAUCUAG
Messenger RNA from Carlito syrichta (Philippine tarsier), 968 nucleotides. RefSeq names its product glycine-N-acyltransferase like 3 (gene GLYATL3). The record is from RefSeq and is a predicted model, not a curated record. Gene Ontology annotation, molecular function: glycine N-acyltransferase activity. Lineage: Eukaryota; Metazoa; Chordata; Mammalia; Primates; Tarsiidae. Gene Ontology annotation, cellular component: mitochondrion. The transcript has 6 exons. The coding region runs from base 102 to 968 and encodes 288 amino acids.